Molecule: messenger RNA, 3129 nt
Organism: Psammomys obesus (fat sand rat)
Lineage: Eukaryota; Metazoa; Chordata; Mammalia; Rodentia; Muridae
Gene: Hnf1a
Product: HNF1 homeobox A
Exons: 10
Coding region: 112-2004 (630 amino acids)
Biological process (GO): positive regulation of DNA-templated transcription; liver development; insulin secretion
Cellular component (GO): nucleus
Molecular function (GO): RNA polymerase II cis-regulatory region sequence-specific DNA binding; DNA-binding transcription factor activity, RNA polymerase II-specific
Source: RefSeq, a predicted model, not a curated record
GCGAGCCUGGUGCGUUGACUGCCAGCCUGCCGGCAAGUAGACACGGGCCGUGGGUGGGGGAGGCGGCUAGCUCAGUGGCCUUGGGCCUCGUGGCCCGGUGGCGGCGGAGCCAUGGUCUCUAAGCUGAGCCAGCUGCAGACGGAGCUCCUGGCUGCCCUCCUCGAGUCUGGCCUGAGCAAGGAGGCUCUGAUCCAGGCUUUGGGGGAGCCGGGGCCCUUCCUGAUGGUUGGAGGUGGUCCCCUGGACAAGGGGGAGCCCUGCGGUGGGAGUCGAGGGGACCUGGCCGAGCUGCCCAAUGGCCUGGGGGACACGCGGGGCUCCGAAGAGGACACAGAUGACGAUGGGGACGACUUCGCGCCACCCAUUCUGAAAGAGCUGGAGAACCUCAGCCCAGAGGAGGCCGCCCACCAGAAAGCCGUGGUGGAGACACUUCUGCAGGAGGACCCAUGGCGCGUGGCAAAGAUGGUCAAGUCCUACCUGCAACAGCACAACAUCCCGCAGCGGGAGGUGGUGGACACCACGGGCCUCAACCAGUCCCACCUGUCCCAGCACCUCAACAAGGGCACCCCCAUGAAGACGCAGAAGCGGGCCGCUCUGUACACCUGGUACGUCCGCAAGCAGCGAGAGGUGGCUCAGCAAUUCACCCACGCAGGCCAGGGUGGACUGAUUGAGGAGCCCACAGGUGAUGAGCUGCCAACCAAAAAGGGACGGAGGAACCGGUUCAAGUGGGGCCCGGCGUCCCAGCAGAUCCUGUUCCAGGCCUACGAGAGGCAGAAGAACCCCAGCAAGGAAGAACGGGAGACCCUGGUGGAGGAGUGCAACAGGGCAGAGUGCAUCCAGAGGGGCGUGUCACCAUCGCAGGCACAGGGGCUGGGCUCCAACCUUGUCACAGAGGUGCGUGUCUACAACUGGUUUGCCAACCGGCGCAAGGAGGAAGCCUUUCGGCACAAGUUGGCCAUGGACACAUACAACGGGCCUCCACCAGGGCCAGGCCCAGGCCCUGCGCUGCCUGCUCACAGCUCCCCCGGCCUGCCCACACCCACCCUCUCCCCCAGUAAGGUCCAUGGUGUGCGUUACGGGCAGUCUGCAACCAGCGAGGCGGCUGAGGUGUCCUCCAGCAGCGGCGGCCCCCUGGUGACGGUGUCUGCGGCAUUACACCAGGUGUCCCCCACGGGCCUGGAGCCCAGCAGCAGCCUGCUGAGCACAGAGGCCAAGCUGGUCUCAGCCACCGGGGGUCCCCUGCCUCCGGUCAGCACCCUGACAGCGCUGCACAGCUUGGAGCAGACAUCUCCAGGUCUCAACCAGCAGCCGCAGAACCUCAUCAUGGCCUCGCUGCCUGGGGUCAUGACCAUUGGGCCUGGAGAGCCCGCCUCCCUGGGCCCCACGUUCACUAACACAGGCGCCUCCACCCUGGUCAUUGGUCUGGCGUCCACUCAGGCACAGAGUGUGCCGGUCAUCAACAGCAUGGGCAGCAGCCUGACCACCCUGCAGCCAGUCCAGUUCUCCCAGCCACUGCACCCCUCCUACCAGCAGCCUCUCAUGCCCCCCGUGCAGAGCCACGUGGCCCAGAGCCCCUUCAUGGCCACCAUGGCCCAGCUGCAGAGCCCGCACGCGCUGUACAGCCACAAGCCGGAGGUGGCCCAGUACACGCACACAAGCCUGCUUCCACAGACGAUGCUGAUCACAGACACCAACCUCAGCACCCUCGCGAGCCUCACACCCACCAAGCAGGUCUUCACCUCUGACACGGAGGCCUCCAGUGAGCCUGGGCUUCAUGAGCCCUCGUCUCCAGCCACCACCAUCCACAUCCCCAGCCAGGACCCAUCGAGCAUCCAGCACCUGCAGCCUACCCACCGGCUCAGCACCAGCCCCACAGUGUCCUCCAGCAGCCUGGUCCUGUACCAGAGCUCCGACUCCACUAAUGGGCACAGCCACCUGCUGCCGUCCAACCAUGGUGUCAUCGAGACUUUUAUCUCCACCCAGAUGGCCUCUUCCUCUCAGUAACCAUGGUGACUGCCUCCCAGGAGCUGGGUCCCCAGAGGAAGCACUGCCUGCACGGGGGGGAGGAGGGCCACAGCCAUGCUGCCUGGAGGACAUCUGAGCCUGGAGGACAUCUGAGCCUGCCAUGUAUCCCCUGACACGGGCUGCUGGCCUUCCCAGAAGUCUAUGCCUUCACCCCUGGGCUGCUCCUCCAGUUCCAGGGACAGCCCUGAGGCGUUUCAGCCUGAAAAGGAAGCCACAAAGAGCUGGAGGAGAGCCCGGUCAGGGCAGUAUUUUGGAAGACUCUCUGCUGCUUUGAAUCGAAAACUUGACACUUGGAACAGAAGGGGGAGACCUGUGAUGCCGGCACCCUCCAGUAGAGCCUGUGACCCCAAAGGAUCUCUCUGUGCUCAGCUCUGAGGCUCUAGAUUGACUCGGCUGCCUUUUGUCUCCUGUGCAUCACAGGUCAUCCCACCUGGGCCAUCUCCUUCCAGCCAGAGAUCCACAUGUCUGUUUGUGGCUUUCCCUCCUUACCACAAAGGGGCGUUUCCCAAGUGCCUGUUCUUCGAGGCUUGGGAGCUGAGGGGAGCCAUGCAGGGCUCUCCUAGGCUUUCCCUGAGCUAGCCCUCUCCAGCCCCUGGAUCUCAUUUGCAGGCUAUUUGCUCCCAUGACUGUGUCUUCUGAUGCCAGAUUGGUCACUUGCCUCCACUAGAAAGGCCACUUCAGGGCUAAGGUCACACACACCCUAAGGAACAUUAGGGUGAGUGACUCAUGCCAAAGCUAUGUCAUGGGCCAUCAGCUCCUCUUUAGGGAGGAGCUUUAGGGCCCUGACAAGCCUUCCUUCCUUUUGUGAGGGAAACCAGCAGAACUCAGAAAGCAAGGUCUGGGCAAUGUCUAGUGGAGAGGAUGCUGCAGAAACGAGCCACCUACCUGGCCUGUGGCUGGCAGCCACUCUGAGGAAUCCAAGGUGCAGCUGUGAGAAGCAGAGCGCACGUGACUUCAUCUCCUUGUGCCUUCUGCAGAGAACCAGGCCCUCAGUAGGCUCCUUGUCAGGGACUAAGGCCUGGAGCCAGUGUUCCCUGCAGCUUACACCCAGCUAUGGGUGAGAAUAUACAUUUAUUUAACUUUUAGUAAAGCCAGUAAAAAGCG